Ceratitis capitata (Mediterranean fruit fly) is the source of this 909-nucleotide messenger RNA. Its product is annotated as acylphosphatase-2. Gene Ontology annotation, molecular function: acylphosphatase activity. The transcript is spliced from 4 exons. Bases 19 to 447 code for a protein of 142 amino acids. The record is from RefSeq and is a predicted model, not a curated record. Lineage: Eukaryota; Metazoa; Arthropoda; Insecta; Diptera; Tephritidae.
UAAAUCCACUUUGUUGUUAUGGCAGCUUAUAAAUUUAUCAGAUUCAUUGAAUUAUUUAUCAUAACUAUUUUGUUUUGGAUAAUACCAGUUUGGAAAGCUGAAACGCAUAAUUUUUUAGUAGAAACAAUACAUUUGUAUAAAGAAACCGAAAUGUCGACUAAACAGAUAUUCAGUUUAGAUUUCGAGGUCUUUGGAAAAGUACAAGGAGUGUUCUUCAGAAAGCACACCGAAAAGCAGGCAAAGCUUCUGGGAUUACGAGGAUGGUGCAUGAACACUUCCCAGGGUACUGUCCGCGGACAAAUGGAAGGAGCACUUGAUAAAGUCAAUGAAAUGAAGUUCUGGUUGCAAAGUAAAGGUAGCCCCAAGUCACGUAUAGACAAAGCUGUGUUUUCAGAAAUGAAAGAAAUUCCUGAUUACAGCUUUAAUGCGUUUACAAUUAAACAUUAAGGAUAGUACAUAUUUGAAUCUUAAAAUUGAAUGAAAAGUUUCAAAAUCGUCUAGUUUUUUCAUCAUAUUUUAUAAUAUAUCUUCAUUUCGGAUACAACCCUGUGAAGUAGAUAAUGCAGUGUAGUGGAAAAUGAGCGUGACCAUAGCAUGUUUCGACCUCUUCAAUGCAAAUAGCUUGCACUUGCGUGAAAUUAUACAAUUGAUUUACGAAGCAAUUAAUUUGUGAUUGAAAACAUUACGGAAGGCUGAAUGUUACGAAGUGAUUCUAAAACGGAGUUAUAAAAAUUUAUAUCCAGGAUUUUGCAGCCCUAAUAAAGUAGUACCAAGUGCGUGUUAUUUCACCCUCAAUGCAAGUGAUGCCACACUUGUAGCAAAAUUUGCAUAUAUAUAUAACUGGUAAUUAAUAAUUUUUCAUAAAGAAUCAAUAAAUAUACGUUUCUUGAGUGGGUGAUAAUAAUUUAA